AUGGAACGUUUGUUUCAGAAUAUGUCAAUGUUCGAUCCAACCGCUAAAGUCGAUCGCCAACCACCACCACUUCCCGAUACCAACGGUGUCGAAUAUCCGAGGGCAGCCAGUUGGGCUUCUGGUCCAUGCACUGCCGUUAUGAAAGACGAAAAAGGGUGUCAGUUAUUCCGCUGUUUCCUUUUCGAGUCAUUAGCCGAAGAGAAUCUGUCGUUUGUGGAAGCUGUCGAUAAACUGAAAAAGAUGAAGAACAGCGAUGAGAAGAAGGCAUACGCUAGAGAGAUUGUUCAGCUGUACUCGCCAUAUAUCAACCUAAGCAGUGGGGCAAUGAAGAAAAUCAAAGAUGCCGUGGAAUCGGACAACUUGGACCCGGAAGAAUUUGCACCAGCUGUCAAAGAGGUGAAACGUCUUCUGGAGAACGACCAGUUUCCACGUUUUCGUCGAUCUGAAAUCUACCUAAACUAUCUCGAGAAGCUCCUCCCAAGAGCAUACGCGGAACGUUGGGCAAAUAGUUUCGAGGCUCUUCUAGGAAACCAUGUCGGACGUCAUCACUUCCGUCUAUUUCUUCGCAGUAUUCACGCUGAAGAAAAUCUUCGAUUCUGGGAAGCAGUAGUCGAAUUCCGUGGCAUGAAAAACAAGAGCCCAGCACAGAUUACGGCCGGAAAAAGUUGUCUGAACACCUUCCUUGCCGAAGGAGCAAAUAAUGAGGUGUUUCUGCCAUUUGGAGUUCGACAAAUAAUUGAAAAAAAGAUUCAAGAGAAGGACGUCGAUAUUACACUUUUCGAUGAAGCUAUUAAGCAUGUCGAACAGGUGCUACGCAACGACCCCUAUGUACGCUUCCUGCAGAGUCCUCAGUACCUUGAUCUUCUGGCCAAGCUCAAGAAUUAG
This is a messenger RNA of Haemonchus placei, 885 nucleotides long. NCBI's taxonomy places the organism in Eukaryota, Metazoa, Nematoda, Chromadorea, Rhabditida, Trichostrongylidae. The record is from the annotation of a GenBank genome assembly.